Molecule: messenger RNA, 984 nt
Organism: Rhododendron vialii
Lineage: Eukaryota; Viridiplantae; Streptophyta; Magnoliopsida; Ericales; Ericaceae
Exons: 3
Coding region: 97-984 (295 amino acids)
Source: RefSeq, a predicted model, not a curated record
UUAGUUUAAACCCAAAUAGGAAAACCCAAAAACAUUUUCACCCGAAAGUCUACCACCAAGUAUAACACACAACUGCUUUUGGAUUUCAUUGAUCAAAUGGAAAUGAGCCAAGGGGAGAACGACUAUGAGGACGUUCUUCAGCACCUUACAUCCACCAUCGGUGCGAAACUCGUUGAAGGUGCCAAGAAAACCAAAUUGUUCUCUUCAACUUGCAUUUAUAGGGUGCCCCAUGAUCUUCGUAAGGUGAAUGAAAGAGCCUACACCCCUCGCCUUAUCACUAUUGGCCCUCUUCACAGAAAUGAUGAACACCUCCAAACACCCAUGCAACACGUCAAGAUGAGCUACGCGAAUAACCUACUUUGUCGACUGACCACAGGAAUGGAGAGCCUGGAAUUAGCGGAGAAGAGGAACGCGGUACUGUUACACGAAUGUUUAGCGGAGAUGAAGAAGUUGAUAGUCGAUGCAAAUAAUUGCUACCUUGCUGACGUUACGCUGGAUGAGGAAAUGUUGUUGGUCGAUGGUUGUUUCAUCCUCGAAUUUCUCUACAGAGCACGACUACUCCGGGCCGAAGAUAAUGAAAACAAGCCUAUUGAUGGAGGAGACAAUGGCAACUCAAAGGUAUGGAAAGCAGAUCCUAUUUUUGAUAAUAGACCGACCCUUUUUGACGUAGAAAACGACUUGGUACUUCUCGAGAACCAGAUUCCUUAUUUUGUGCUUGAAAAGUUGUUCCAGCUCGCGGUGGGUCGGAUCCGGGAUCGCCUCGACAAGAACUGGUUGCUCACCGAUUAUGUGCGGUGGUGCUACCGCAAAAGGAUAAGGCCAGUACAUCAUUCCAACAAGAAGAAAGUACUCAUGCCCAGUGACUGUGUCCUUGGGAUUUUUGGUUGUACAACAGCUGCAGCAGAAGAAGAAGUUCAAUUUGGUAAUGUUGAUCACCGUACUGCUAACUGCCACCAAUAUGACAGCCCCAAAAGGAUACCAUAG